AUGCGCUUUGUUGACAUCUCCACGGCACUCGGUGCCCUUUCCCUCUUGUCUCUCGGAGCCAAUGCCUCUCCGGUUGACCAUGAGCUCUUUGAGAGGCAAAAUAGCUUCUUCGCUCUGACUGGAGCUUCCGGUGGCAUAGCCCCCCGCCAGGAAGUUCGUGACCUGGCAACAAAUCCGGACCAAUGGAAUCUUUUCGUCCUUGCUAUGCAGCGCUUCCAGUCCAAGAACCAGAACGACAAGUUUUCGUGGUACUCAAUCGCCGGCAUUCACGGACGUCCCUAUGCCAACUGGGAUGGCGUUGGACCUUACGGAUCCAGCCCGUGGUGGCCCGGCUACUGUCCCCACAGCUCCAACCUUUUCGGAUCCUGGCACAGGCCAUACCUUUCGCUCUAUGAACAACUCCUCAUUCAAUAUGCCAACGAGAUCAUCAACGAAACCCCACCCGGUAACGCCAGGAGCAGGCUGCAAGCCGCGGUCGGAAGCCUGCGAUUACCCUACUGGGAUUGGGCCAGGAAAUCAUCGAAUGGGGCAGUAAUCCCGGAUGCUCUCAUGGCGCCGAACAUUCAAGUCACGUAUCCUCAAAACGGAAGCUCGACCACUAUCCCGAACCCGCUUUACGCGUAUAGAUUCCAAGUUGUCCCGGACAACAACUUCGAAAGCAACUACGCUAGAAACCGCCAGACUUUUCGUUCAGCCAACGCCGAAUCCAACCUUCAGGCUUCAUACACUAGCCGUCGAAACAGUCUCAUAACACUGUUCAGCAGAAACCAGGGUUACAAUACCUUCUCCACCGAUGCCAACAACAACCAAAAUACCAAUUUGGAGGGAAUCCACAACAGCGUCCACUCUGCUGUUGGUGGCUAUAUGCAGCAGAUCGCUUACUCUGCUAUGGAUCCCAUAUUUGCCAUGCAUCAUGCAAACAUCGACCGGGUUAUUGCAAUUUGGCAGGCGCUCUACCCUAACAAUUGGGUGACCUAUGCCACUCAAGGCUCAGGCACCAGAACCAUGGCGCCUUUCAGUGGUCAGGACGGCAACUCCCCGCUCACACCCUUCCACAGAGACACCUCUGGCACCUUCUGGACCUCAAACGCCGUCCGCGACACGCGCGUCUUCAGCUACACCUACCCGGACCUCAUUGGAAUCAGCGGCAGUUCGCAGCUCAUCAGCAACCUCAAUCAGAUGUAUGGCAGCGGCGUCACCAACUCUGCUCUGCGGGCUGGCGCCGACGCCGACGCCAGCGCCCCGGCCGUUACCUAUGACUACAUGGCACAGGUCACGCUUGAUAAGAGUGUGCUAGGCGGCCAGCCUUACGAGGUGCAAUUCUCUCUGGACGGUCAGUACGUCGCCUCGUACGCUGCGCUGGCAAUUCCACCGCCGCCGGGGGCUCAGCGAAAGAUCGUGACCAGCUCUGGCAGUGUCAUGCUCACGGACGUGCUGGCUCAGAAGAACAUCAACACGUCGGACCGCGACUCUACUGAACAGUACCUCGCGGAAAAACUCAAGUGGCAGGUGGUGCAGAACGACCAGGUCGUCGCGAGCUGUCCCGGCCUCAACGUCACUGUCUCCAGCGCUGAAGUCAAGCCCGCCAAAACAGUAAGCCAGUUCGCGAUUCAGGUUGAGCCGCCGCAGCCCAUUGACAACAGUACCACACCUGCAUAA
This is a messenger RNA of Lasiodiplodia theobromae, 1659 nucleotides long. Its product is annotated as Tyrosinase. Gene Ontology annotation, molecular function: oxidoreductase activity. Bases 1 to 1659 code for a protein of 552 amino acids. NCBI's taxonomy places the organism in Eukaryota, Fungi, Ascomycota, Dothideomycetes, Botryosphaeriales, Botryosphaeriaceae. The record is from RefSeq and is a predicted model, not a curated record. The transcript is spliced from 3 exons.